AUGCCCUUUGAUCGCGUGAUUCAGGACUCCGACGAUGAAGGGGAGUCGUUCGGGGAGCUUUCCCCAGAACAACCGAAGCGCGUCCCCAUGACAAAUUAUGGAGCGCAGGACGAUGCAAAGAGUCUCAAAGUUGUGGAAACCCACCACGAGUCUCAUAUCCCUGUCAACUUUGACGCAUUCCUUCAGUCGCAAGAUGCUCCGCAAACGAUAUUGUCCGCCUCCCAGCAGCGCAGGGAAGAGCGAUGGCUAUCAUCUACAGGACGUACUGGAUCCACGGGGAACAUGAUGACGGAAAUCGGCCUCGCGCAACAACGACUAUUCGACGAUGAACAGCAAGCCCAGUAUGCCCAGCAACUUACCAUAUCCCACGAACGAGAGCAGGUACAAGACUUCAACGAUGCUAUAGCCGAACCGGAGGGUAUCACAGAACCCCGCGAUCCCCCCACUGCACUGUCGGCACAAGACCAAUUUCUCCGCCCAGAGCCCUAUGGGGUAGACGCAAGCGGUGACUGGUCGCAGACGGCUUCAUACAAUAUUUUCGACUCGUCAUCCCACACUCCUUCUACCCUGCUUAACAGAGCCGACUUUAUCCGUGACUCGGGGGUCACGGCACAAACAGAAUUUAUCCAGAACCCCGAGCUUCGCCGAUGGACUUCUAUGCAGGGGUCGACUUCGUCUCCACACGACACAGAGCCGUUCUCAUCAGUCAUUUCCCCCGGGGCAACCAGAGCAAAGAGUGAUAAUGCUGCUUUUGUCAGUGUGCAGCCAUCGUCUGCCGAUGUUGAUGAACUCUCAUUACCAGUGGCCACGGAGAUACCUAAGGUUGAGAAGAGGGGCCGGAAGAAGAAGCAGGUCGUUCCUGCGAGCGACGACGAUGACGAGCUUGCUCUCCUACAGACCCAUGAAUUGGCACCCACGAAGCCCGAAAAGCGCAAGCCAGGUAGACCCCCGAAGAGCGCGAGAGUGGAUGAUACGGUCAGCACUGGCCCUGUUGAUCUUCCCGAGCCUGCAGACAAUCAACUGGCGGAAAACCAGGAGAUCAACGUUCCAAGUGCUCUGGAAAUUCCGCCUGAUGGCAUAACUGUCACUGUUGCUCCUCCUCAGAGCGCUAUCGACGAAACCUCGAACAAUAAUCAGAGCGAACAGCUUUCAGCGCCUGAACCAGAACCAAGUCCACAAUUACCUGCUACAUCCAUCGAUGAGCCGAAGAAGAAGAAACUGAAACGCGGCAAAACGACUUCAGUAACUCUAACCAAGACAUACGAGUCAGAGGUCGAAGACGAUGUGAUCUGGGUAGACCAGAGACCCGUUCUACCUCUCGAAGACAACAGUCUCACCAACCCUACCGAACCAAGUAACGACGCAGCUGCGGAACAGGCACCAGCUCCCAAAAAGCGCGGCCGCAAGAGGAAGAAGGCGCCCGAGCAGCUAGAAAAUGCACCAGACGCGCCGCCAGCCCCAGAAGAACCUAAUGCACCAACAACAAACUCCAAUGAAGCGAACAACACGCCUCGACCUAAAGAUACCCACAACGAACCCAGCAUAUCAGUUGUCCUCCCCACCAAAAAUACCACUCGCAUCCAAUCCCCAGAGCUCGCAAACCCUAUUAUCGAAGAACAAUCACCCCCUAAUCUCAACCUCCAACAACCAACCUCACCACCCAAACGCUCAGAACACUCACCACCAGCCCAACAACCGCCCGAAACACCGCAGAAGCAAACAGACCCUAAAACCCCAUCGAACAAGGGACCCGGCAAACACAGUCCUAUCUCUUCCACAAGCAAAGUCCCCUACCGCGUCGGACUCAGCAAGAAGGCUCGAAUUGCGCCGCUGCUGAAGAUCAUCAAGCGAUGA
Molecule: messenger RNA, 1854 nt
Organism: Aspergillus mulundensis
Lineage: Eukaryota; Fungi; Ascomycota; Eurotiomycetes; Eurotiales; Aspergillaceae
Exons: 2
Coding region: 1-1854 (617 amino acids)
Source: RefSeq, a predicted model, not a curated record